Laccaria bicolor S238N-H82 is the source of this 720-nucleotide messenger RNA. RefSeq lists its product as uncharacterized. The transcript is spliced from 3 exons. NCBI's taxonomy places the organism in Eukaryota, Fungi, Basidiomycota, Agaricomycetes, Agaricales, Hydnangiaceae. The coding region runs from base 1 to 720 and encodes 239 amino acids. The record is from RefSeq and is a predicted model, not a curated record.
AUGGAUCCAAAGCAUUGGAAAGGUGGGAAGGCACCUGUCAAGGCUGCCAUCAACCUACCAACGCCUCCCUCAUCAGAUCCCCCAUUGCCCACUCAUUUGGCGCCAUCUCCAUUGACUGCUCCUCUGAUCAUCGCACCCUUGGGAUCCCCAUCAUCCAUGAUGAUGUCACAGCCAGACGCCGCAUGGCCAUCGUGGUUCCGUGAUGCCCACACGCUACUUUCUAGCCAGAGUCUAGGCAUGGUAUUUAUGGCCCUAAUUGAACAGUUUGUGCAACUCGAAAAACACACCGCCUUUGCACCAGGCACACACUCUGGAGGUUUCAAGUUGGAUAACAGGCUGCCAGAAGUUCACUAUUGGAUCUCUUGCAGGCAAGUGACGGAGCCUAAAAUAUCAGCAGUGAAGGACUUUGAGGCAAGUUGGUGGAAAUGGUGGAAAGGGUUACAGCCGGAUUGGAGGGUUGUGUUGGAGGUUGAGGGCAUACUGGACUCGGCGCAUCAACCAACCUUGAUGGGUAACGAGGAUUGGUUGGCUGUGGACAAAUAUGGUAGGAACGCGUUCUUUUUUGUGAUGGUGACACUCUUGUGGUGGGGAGCCGCCGUUCCGGGCCCAGCUAAUGGAGAUGCCCACUGGAUGGCAGCAGUUAGGGAUGUCGGGAAUGGGGUCAUUCCAGUGGAAUUCCAGAGGAAUAGGACUGGAAUCAAGCAGAAAGUCAUAGAUUGA